AUGUCGUCCUCUGCCAUGACCAGGAUGGGCGCCGACUCGUUCCUGCCUUCGGGUUCUAUCGACACCAGCAUGCGCUUUCCUCUUCCCAGUCUAGGCGAUUCCUCGUCCUCGCUCAUCUCUCCCCUGGCGUUGCCCCGAGGUGCCGCCGGCUACUUCGAUCUUGCCUCAGUGACGAGCAAUCCCACUCUGCAGGCGCCUUCCAAGCUUUCCGUUCCCGGACGCCACGUUUAUUCACCACUGUCUCCCAACUUCCGUGGCCCUGUCGCCAGUCACAUGCCACAGUUCAUGUCGCCCAACCUAACGCCCAUCCAACAAGGACUCCAGUAUCAGUUCGAACAACAACGAUCUACCAGCGUCCCUCCUAACCUGCGACGAUCCAAGACAGGCCAGGCCACAAAAGCCCAGUUCUCGAUUCUCUCCCCGCCACUAACGACAUCGAUGGAUGGCAUGAGUGCUUCCCCUGGCGAUGCCUUCUCCGGGGUUUCGGUGCCGGCUAUCAGCUCUGUCUCUGCCGGACAGGCCCGCUCGGCUUCGGCGGACGCUCUGAACGCACCCUCAAAUGCACAGAUGGUCCGGCGGCUGGUCCAACAAAAUGGCCGGAUAAGAGAAGCUUGGGAAGCCGAGCGCAAGUACUUGGAAGCCAACAGGGAGCGCGCUGAAGAAGUGUACAAGGAGGAACGGGCCCUCAUGGAGGAAGAAAGGGCGGAAUGGGAAGCUGAAAAGGCUAUACUGUUACAGCAGAUUGAACAGCUCCGGCAACAGGUAGCUCAUCUGGGAGGACAAUCCAGCAACGCGAACCUGGCGGCCCUGGCGGCUGCUCAUGUCUCUAAUAAUGGAAUGAUCGGCAACGUCCGCUGGGGUGAGGUUUCACCCGAGAGCAUGAGAAGCUCACGGUCUUCUCAAGGAAGCACGCAACAAAUGCCAGCUCAGCAACCGGAACAGCCCUUUCAGACUACUUCUGUCAGCACGAUACCCGGUCCUCAGGGUCCCGUAGUAGCCGACUCUAUGGCCCAGUCUCCCGAGUUGCGUCCUACCAGUCCCGCGCCUGUCGUCGAUGUCCAGGCAAUCCACCCAGAGCUCGAGGGAAUUCCCAUCAAGGCCAACUCGGUUCAAAAAUCGACAUUCACCGACGGCUCCGCAGUGGAAGCGCUCAAGUCCCCAACCAAGACUCCGUCACCACCCCCGGCGUCUAACAUGCCCGAACCUGACGUGCCUGAAGCCAGGUCAGAAAGCCCGACAAAGGAGCAAACCAAGCAAGUCCUCAAGGCAGAAGCGUCGGUUCGUCUCACCAUGCAUGCUGGUCAUACCCCGAGCCACUCUCUCUCCGUCCUUGCGACCGCAACGUCUUCUGGGGUCGGUACCAUCAACAGCAGUGGUAGCAACACGCCCACUUUGCAGCACGGCGACGAUAUGACUAGCCAAGCGCUUGGAGUAAUAAGCGAGCAAGAAGGCACCAAUCAGCUGGCUGAACAGGAGUCAGGGAUUUCUGAAGAUCCUCCUGCGGCUUAUGAGCCCGCGGAGGAUCGUCCUCUCAGAGGUCCAUUGAUGGUUAGGAACAUGCCUGCCCACGACGAGAUCUUCUUCCGUAGGCUUUCCGAUAAGCUCGAAGAGGUCAGCAAGGACACCAUGGCAGCCCUUCCUUCUGUUCUGAAGGAUGCCGUUGUUGAUGACGGCGAGCCGGGGCCAUUGAAUGCGGAGAACCAGUCUGGCGAUUCGAGCAAAGGGAAAGAAACCGGCAGCGGCUCUAAGAGCGGGGAUGAAGCGGAAAUGGAUAUCCCUCUCAAGCUGAGGCGCAACAACAACUUUGGCGCUCCCUUUGGCGAGUUCAAGUUCUGA
This is a messenger RNA of Sordaria macrospora k-hell, 1836 nucleotides long. RefSeq lists its product as uncharacterized. The record is from RefSeq and is a predicted model, not a curated record. NCBI's taxonomy places the organism in Eukaryota, Fungi, Ascomycota, Sordariomycetes, Sordariales, Sordariaceae.